AUGUCCGUCGAAGUAUCCCACGGCCGGGGCGGAGCCGGCAACAUCAACCCCGACGACACGCAGUACGUCGACGGCGAGGUCGUGCGCUCGGGUAUCGAGGGCAGCCACGGGGACGGCGCGUACAGCUCCGGCAGAGGAGGCGCCGGCAACAUCGCCGACGUGGGCACCGCCUCGUCGCAGCGCAAGGACCAGGACAUCGUCCCUGACGUGGCCGUGAGGGCGAGCCACGACACGCAGGACUACCACACCGGUCGCGGCGGCGCCGGCAACGAGCACACGUUGUCGGCCGAGCGCAAGUCGUCGCCGCUGCCGUCGCACCACCACGCAGACGCGAAGACGGGAGGCGGCGGCGGUGAGGCGCCCGUCAGCCUCGCCGAUAAGCUCAAGGAGAAGCUGUUUGGCGCCUUUAAGAAAUGA
Messenger RNA from Purpureocillium takamizusanense, 417 nucleotides. RefSeq lists its product as uncharacterized. The record is from RefSeq and is a predicted model, not a curated record. The transcript is spliced from 2 exons. Lineage: Eukaryota; Fungi; Ascomycota; Sordariomycetes; Hypocreales; Ophiocordycipitaceae. The coding region runs from base 1 to 417 and encodes 138 amino acids.